UCUGCCACCAAGGUAACUGUUUCUAUAGUAACGCACUAACAAACCCCCGCAUCAUUUGCUAGCGCUAGCUGUUGCCAUAAACUUGUUUGUUAGCCAGCGAGUAGCUUGUUGUUUGUAAAAUACUGAGGUCUGGCUGAAAUCCGCAGAAAAGUAUGCCUCAGAGUAGGACAUCAACAUCCACGCGGCUAUCCAGUAACAGUGGUCGCACACUCCGCUACCGGACAAUCGCCCAUACUUCCCACGUAGAUGAAACUCUUUUUGGAAACUUUAAAAAGAAUGAUUUGAACCAUGCUAAAGAAACCCAGUCUUGCUCUGCUCCUACCACCAAGGAACAAAAACCCAAGGCAAUCAAAGUUAUCACCAAGGACCUUAUCAGGAACAUAAGAAUUCCUAAGAAGGAUCCAUCUGGACAGUCGGUCAUUCUUUGCACGGGUGAAAUCGAGCGCAUCAAAAACAAGUCUCGUGUGCUCACAAAAGAGGAGAGAGAGGCAGCACUGAAAAACCAGCACAAAGCUCUGGAAGAAACCUUGAAUUCUGCCGGUGAGAGGAAGGUGCUCAUAAAGCAGGCAGACUUGUCCCGUCAGAAGAACGAAGCCCUUAGCGAGCUGGAAGUCGAGGCUAGGGAGCGUGAUCAGUACUUAUUGGAGAGGGCAAAUGCUCUAAGAAUCGAGCAAGAGGAUGAGAUCAAGAGGCUUAACGAGCUGAUUCUGGGGGCGCAGUGCCAUGCAGUGAGGGACGCCCAGAUCAAGGAGAAGCAGCAGAUUCUCUCUGAGUUGCAGAAGGAGCAGGAUAGGCUGGAUGCCAUGAUGGAGGUGGAGCGUCAGCGAGCUCUUCGGGCUCAGGAAGAGAAUGACGAGCGACACAAAAAUCAGAGGAUCCAGGGGAAGAUGCGCAUCAUAAAACAGAUUGAGGAGCGUCAGGAGGAGCGCAUGCUGCAAAAUGAGCUGAAGGAACAGGAAGGGCAGCAGUUGCUGGAGAACUUGGCAAAGUUGCAAUUAGAGGAGUUGGAGGCUAUGGAAAAGAGGAUGGAAGAGCAAAGAAUUCUGCAGCAGGACAUUCUGAAAAUCAAUGAGGAAACUCUGCGUGCCAAGGAGCGCAGGCAAGAAGAGGAGAGACAGGCUGAUCUUCAAGCCAUGGAAUACACACGCAAUAAAAUGUUGCGAGAGGAAGAGUAUGAGGCUGAACAGAAACGUCUCAAGAAAGAGAAGGAGAUCGAAGUGGCACGAAUGAGAGCUCUACAGGAAAGAGACAGAGACGUUAAGGCUGAACGGGAUGCGCUCAGGGCUCGUAGGAACCAGGAGGCUGCUGAAAGAGAAUGGCGAAGGAAAGAGAAAGAGCAGCUCAUGAAAAAGCUGGAGGAGAAUGAGACAUUGAAGGCUGCUCGUCUAAAACAGAUCACCCAUAAAGAGCGCAUGCUGUCUAUUGAAGCUGGACGAGAACGGGCUGAGUUUGAGAGGCUCCUGAGAGUUCAGCAAGACCUCAUCGAACAAGAGAAGGAGAAGGAGGAACGGCAUCAGCAGCAGGUCCUGCGUCACGCUGAGGGGGUGCGGCAGCAGGUCCGGGUGCGGGAGGCUCAGGCCAUCGCUCAGAGGAGAGAGAUGUUCCGUGAAGGGGAGAAACUGGAUGAAGAAGCCCGGAAUCGUCGAGCCUAUCUGGACGAGAUUAAACAGAAGAAGUUAAAGGAGCUGAGGGAGGCUGGACUUCCAGAGAAGUACUGCAAUGAGGUGGAACGGAAGCUUCAUGUCUUAUCGAAGCCGUUGCGUUGAAUGUGGAUAGUCUACAGAUUUGCAUCAAUUUCAACAAUAUAGAAAACUGUGCAAUAAAAAAAUAAUUUAAUAAAAUUUAAUCUCAGCUCUUACACAAAUGUAUUGUCAUUAAUUAUUAUUUUUUAAAGUUGGCUGCAUAUGAGGAUGUGAUUCUCAUUGUCUAUUCCAAAGACCUUCGCAUGACUGUGUUUUCUCAAAAGUUACUGAUUUAUAAUAUACAUU
This is a messenger RNA of Silurus meridionalis, 1988 nucleotides long. It is a transcript of the gene cfap45, whose product is annotated as cilia and flagella associated protein 45. NCBI's taxonomy places the organism in Eukaryota, Metazoa, Chordata, Actinopteri, Siluriformes, Siluridae. The record is from RefSeq and is a predicted model, not a curated record. The transcript has 12 exons. Bases 153 to 1766 code for a protein of 537 amino acids.